Fusarium venenatum is the source of this 831-nucleotide messenger RNA. The record is from RefSeq and is a predicted model, not a curated record. Lineage: Eukaryota; Fungi; Ascomycota; Sordariomycetes; Hypocreales; Nectriaceae.
AUGACCACGACAAACUCGGUGGCUCUUACGAGUAUACCUCAAAUUCACCGUAACCAUGGUCGAGCAGUGGUCAAUGAUCUCGUCCGAUAUGGCAGGCCGGCAAUGCCCCAAAAGCACCAUAAGACUCAAAGCACCUUGAGCGGUAGCCAACAGCAACCCAACCGCAUCUACCCUUCAUCUCCAAAAGCUAUCAUCAAAGACCUGCGACACUUUCUCAUUUUUCGCGACGGUCUCCCGGCUCAAGAGACUUGUCUCUACCACAUCUGGUUCAGUAUCUCAGAGUUCAAACAUCUCCAUUCCCAUACCCAACUAUGGCUGGAUGAUGCGAUGGAUGAUCUUCGCAUGCAAGAGGCUGGCAUUGACCUCGCCGGUUCUGAUAGCGAACACUUCGAAGACCGAGAGCACAACCAUGCGGCAACUGGACCUUCCAACCACUAUCUGACAGCAGAAACAACUAUCAAACCUUCUUACCUGCCGUUCACGAAGCGAGUGCAUCAUUCGAUGUCUAUUUUGCCGAGGGAUAUCGAGGAAUAUGUCAAGCCCCGUCUUUUGCCCUUGCUCAAGUUAGUCGGUCCCUCUUGGGGAGGUGUUUUGGAGGGAGGUGUUGAUGAUGGAGGUGAUCCUGAGGGAGGUUACGAUGGAGGUUAUGAUGGGCCACGCAACAGGGCCACGCAACAGGGCCACGCAACAGGAGCACAGUUACUACCACGCUUUGCUUCUCUUUACCGCCGCGAUUGGAACUACUCAUUGAUCACAUCAAAGGCACUACACUUGAUUGGCACAGUUAUGACACAACACUUGACGACACGGAGUGACGCGAUACAAGAGUAA